Messenger RNA from Drosophila subobscura, 867 nucleotides. RefSeq lists its product as uncharacterized. Bases 1 to 867 code for a protein of 288 amino acids. The transcript has a single exon. The record is from RefSeq and is a predicted model, not a curated record. NCBI's taxonomy places the organism in Eukaryota, Metazoa, Arthropoda, Insecta, Diptera, Drosophilidae.
AUGGGGGUAACUCAAGCAGGCAGCGGUGGCACAGCUGCCGAAACUGCCAGAGCUAUGGCAACAGUUGCCAACACAGUCAGUGCUCCAGCUGUGGUCACAUCCACCACUCGCCAAGGGGAUGCCCAGGACAAUGAUAAAAGUGGCGUCAUAGAAGCCCCUACAGUCACCACGACAACAGACACAGCGACAGACACUGAAACUGAAACUGUAACUGACUCAGCCGUAACCGAGCAGCGACUAGCCGCAGAUUUACCGUCCCAGUUGCAGAGCGCCGAGCGCCGCUUGUCGCAGAUGGAUGACGAGGCCCCAAUGGCUCAGCGCAACUGGUCGCCUUUCGGUUACUGGAAGAUUUGGCCGGAUCGCCAACAGGAGAUGAAAGAGUUCGAGCAAGCUCGAAACCAAUACUUCAAAAUGCAGCAGAAACUCGACCAUGAAACGGGAAUGGAGCACCAGAAUAUGGCCGAAGUUGAGCGCUUGCACGCCCCAGAUAACGUCCCUUCCCCAAGAUUCCACAUGAUGCAGCCAGCCAUUGAGAUGCACCACAGCUGCAAUAUAUCGCCACUGGUUCAAUUCCUCAAUGGUGCCGUGGACACGGCGCUGCAGAACGAGCAAGUAGUUAUCGAACCUGCUGGGGGUGAUACUUCGCAGCUCGAGACAGAUACCCAGGACAAGGACAACAAGCGACGCAAUGUCUACCUGAUGGACGAACUCAAGAAACUGUUCGAGACCAAGCCCGCUGAUGGACCCAACCGCAAGGAGAACGAAAUAAUCUUCAGCUGUCCCGUCCACCAUGAGCAGCAUGAGAAUCGCAAUGGCGAAAUAGUCGACGAGGAGGUUGUCUCUGUCGACCAGUGCCACGCCAAAUAG